CACUUUUGACAAUCAGCGAUUCCGAUUCGUCGUGGUGAUUCCCCUUAUUUUCUCUAUUUGACAAGAAUUUCGUAAGCAUCUUUGUCUUACAUGAAGAAACCUCAAUAAGCUAUCCUGUAGCCCAUCACCAUAAUUUCUUUGCGUUUGAAUUGCAUCAUAAUAUUAUAGAAGAUAUUGUUUUUGUUUGAUCAUUAAGGAAUAAUUCAUUCUUUAGUAGCCUUAUUCUAAGUGUUUGUCGCAAUCUGAUAAGUUUGCAGCUUUAUCCCAGUGUUACAUAUUCUUGUUCAUACUGAGUAAAUAUGGGAGAUAUGGAAGUAGAAAAUUCCACUGCGCAAAACGACGUGAUAUUCGAGGCCCACGAGAAUGCUCCGUUCGGCAUCGAAACGGCGGCUGAGGCUGCCCCUGUGCCGCUUUCACCGGUGCAAAUUCAACAAGAAUACUUUGAGAAUCUGCCUGAUUGUGACUGGGUGAAAUAUGAACUGCACAAUAGAAACUAUUUGCUUCAAAACAUGGCAUUUGCCCUAUUUGGUAGUCCAAGCACAGAAGGCGAGCUCAGUGAAGUAAGGAAUGAAAGCGAUGUACAUCUCGAGGGCUAUACACACAGGCAAAGGGAACAGGUGAUGAGGGUCUAUGAGAAGGUGUGUGAACAGAGCAAAUACACUCAAAAUGAUGAAGAUGUGAUGAUAUCAGUACUUCUAAUAGUAUGUGCCAGACCGAAACCAGUGAAGUUCUACCAGCUUACACCAUCUAACCACUGGUUAGAUCUGCAUCAGAAGGCCGACAGUGAAAUAUGGUGCACAGCUGUGUUUAGAGUAAGGAAAUGUAUUCCACAAACUGUGGGUGCCAAGUCAUGUAAAGUGUUUAUCGAUGAAGACGCUCGAGUGUACCAGGACUGGGAGUCUUAUUUGCUCAACAACACGCAACCUAAAUGUGUCCUUAUAGUGCCUGAGAAUGGAGAAUAUGAUGGGACUAUUAUUGAGGGAGGCGAUCAAACAUUCGCAGUGAAACUCACAGUAGCACCGUCCCCCACACUCGGCAUCAAAGCGCAAGUGCUCAGCACAGUCGAUACAGCGAGCACCGUAGCUUCCAUCGGCGCUAUAGGCGUACUCGGUGUGGCCGCGUUCACACCUGUGGCGCCGGUUGUACUGGCCGGGGCCGCUGUGGCCACAGUUUCUACGUGCUUGUACGGGCUUGUGAGGUCGUCGUUACAUCUGCACGAUCGGAGUUCACAUGAGCAGACCAUCAGCCCCACGGACGCCGAGGCCCGCGGCAGCUGGCUGAACAUCGCGGCAUCGAGCGUGGGCCUGGCCGCCGGCGCUGCCUCCAACCUGCUGGCACGUUCUGCCGCUGCUGGCACUAAUAUGACCAAAACUGGGCAAGCUCUCGCGGUGUCCGUGGAGGUGCUCCGACAUGCGAAUUUGGUGACAGGCGGCGCAGGCGUCGUCAACAGUCUCGUUCACAUAAUACUUAAAUACCGCCACGGCGAGCAGCCGACGAAACUGGAACUGUUCCAGUUCACAGCAGCGACUCUGUUCUUCUGCCACGCCGUCAUGUCCAACAAGACGGCGCAGAGCAUCAUAGAAGACGCCCAGGCCAAGGCCAUCAACGAAUAUCGGGCCACGCUCAGGAGUAAUAGACACAGGAAGAUCUUUGACAAGCUGAGCGCCGAAUCUCGCCGAGUGGCGGGCACCGUCCAAGGCAACACGGAGGUCAUCCGCGGCAUCCAGAGCAUCGGCGACAAGGACCAGUACUUCGCGUCCGUCCUCAAGAUCAACAAGGACAUCAACACGCACAAGCUCCGCAUAUCGAUGACCGCUGAUGGACAAGUCAACUUAAACGCCCAACAUAAGUUUAACCCAGCAGACCUUAGCAUGUUGGAUUCAAAUGGUAGGAGCCAAUUGUUCAACUCCCUAGGGCCUGAUACGCUACCAGCCAAAAAUGUUCCUACUAAACUAUCCACACCGAUCACAGCUUCAAGAUAUAUUGAUACCCAAGAAGAAGAAAACAACAACCUCCUAGUCGGCAUACAUCCAGGUGAAGUUCUACGCAUUGGUACGUAUUUGGUACGCAUCAGCGCUUCAGGAACGCAAAAUAUAGCCAAACUCCUAGAAGAUUUAAGCCAGGAGAUAUACGCGAAUCUUAUGACUGUAGUCUUUAAUAUUCUUUCUAAUCUCUUACCCAACGAUAUAGCCAGGCUUAGGCUGUUAAGCCCUGACGAGGAUUUGGUUAUGCAGAUCGUUAAUUUUGUCUUUAACUAUAUGAAACAUCAGAGGCCUUUGGGCGAGCCGUGUGCGGAAAAUGACAACGGUAUCAUUUACGUGUUGAAAGAGUUCUUCCAAGAAGGAAGGGUGCGCCAGGAUAUCAUUCUCCUGUUGAAGGAUCGUCUCAUGACGUGGGUCGAAGAAGAGAUCGAUGCUAGAGCGCAGAGGUUUCCAAAUAAGAAGCAAAUCAUUUGUGACCUCUGUCAAGGAAUUCGAUUUGCGUAGAUGUUGCAAAGAGCAAAUACGAUGUUUCCAUGCUUUGUUUUAUGUCGUUCCCUUAAAUAAAAGCUUUGUUACAUUUUUUACAAGCCGAACAUACUUUUUCUAGUUAUAUUUUAUUGAUUUUAAAUAAAAGUAGCUCAUUAUUCUGUACUGAUUAUACGUAUUAAUACUUUCAAGUGCUUAAUGUCGUUAAUCGCUGUCGAUAAAACAUCUGUCCUUCUUACACGUAUUAAAAAAAAAACACUAAUGUUUAUUUAUAGCGGUAAUCGGCAUAAAAGGUAUAUCAUUCUGCAGUAACUUAGCAGUAGCGUAGCGUAGGGGUUGCGUUGUUCACUGAGUAGCAAAUUAGCACAAAGUCAGUCUAUUCUGCACCUACUUUGUAGCGACGUAGUGCCACUAUACGAUAGAAAACCUACAACACAAAUUGCCUAUGAGGCAAAGCCUUCAAUGCAAAAUGUAUACGUAAGAAUGUAACAUACGCAGUAGAAAGCCAGGCGAAAGAGACCUACUAACUUUAAAAUAAAUUACGAGUAUGUAUACGGUCACCAAAAAGGAUAAAAUUUAGUGAAAUUACACUUUUUUCAUAUUUGACGACCGGUUUGGCCUAGUGGGUAGUGACCCUGCCUACGAAGCUGAUGGUCCCGGGUUCAAAUCCUGGUAAGGGCAUUUAUUCGUGUGAUGAGCAUGGGUAUUUGUUCCUGAGUCAUGGGUGUAUUCUAUGUAUUUAAGUAUUUAUAAAUAUUUAUAUAUUAUAUAUAUAUAUCGUUGUCUAAGUACCCUCAACACAAGCCUUAUUGAGCUUACUGUGGGACUUAGUCAAUUUGUGUAAUAAUGUCCUAUAAUAUUUAUUUAUUAUUAUUUAUUUAUUUAUUUACACGUUGAUCCGCUGUAUAACCGAGACAGAGCUUUGAAAAUUAUAUAGCGAUGUCCUGUUUGCACGCCGCCGUGGCGCGCGGAUCCACGUCCGUGUGACCGAAUCGUAACUCUUGUCGCUUGCCAAAUAGGUGCAGAGUUAGAUUGGCCUGACUCUAGUUUUAAGUAUUUCCCACUUGUUACAAAGUUAAUGUGUAAUUUUGUUAUCAAAUGUGUCACUUACGUCACUGCACACUAGCAUUAUGCAUUUUGUACGUGUUUUGAUAACAAUGAGUUGGUCACACUCUGAUAAAAUACAUUACUUAGUAUACACGGAACAUAAACUUAUGAAUCAUAGAACUGUUUAACAUAAACAUAUCAAAUGAGUCCAAUAUCGGAAUUUUCUACGCCUAUUUUUGUGAUACAUUUAAUAUUUUAUGAAUCUAUUGUAAAGUGAGUUUUUCACUGUGAUAUUGUAGUUACUAAAUUAGAGCUUACGUUUAUCAAAUAUCAAAUAUGUAUGUAUGUAUAGAAAAAAGUGAAUUAUAUAAAGUUUCACAGUGAUACCAAAUGUAAAUACGUGUUAUGAUAAUUAAUUAUUGUAUUAUUAACCUAACCCGACCUAUAAAAUAUAUAAGUUACUUGUUUUCACGUAAUAAUGUGAAUAUUGUAUGAAAUAGAAAUCUUACAACAAUAUUCACUUCGCCGAAUUUGCGUCAUAAAAGCUCUGCAUCUCUUUUUGUAUGGUACGUUAUGAAAGACAUUCAACACGAAUACUUAUACAAAUAAGUAUAGUGAAUAAAAAGUAGCGAAGUAAAACACCAAAAUAAUAACACCGAAAUAAAAUAUGCAACGUGUUCGUAUAUUGGAAUGUAUUGUAGUCGAUCAAAAUACUUCCUGUUUGGCUAAAAAACAACUGCUUGUCGUAGCUGAUUUCCUGAUAGUAACUAUACCUUUCAUAGGUAAAACGCAUGCUUUAAUAUAUCGCACUUUUACGCGAUCAAGUGUUCCUUUGCUGUCUGUAUUCAAAAUUCCACACCCUUUUACAACUUAUGAUAGCUUUAUAUUAUAGCCAGUUAUAAUUAAUUAGUUUAAUUUAUAGAGCAUAAAUAAGUGCCUCAUUCAAGUGCAAAAAAGCGUAUAGACAGUUAAAUAUAUAGAAAUAUUACGAAUGUAACUUUUAUAAUUGCUUAUUGAAAUCAAUAAAUGAUAUUGAGGA
This is a messenger RNA of Cydia pomonella (codling moth), 4554 nucleotides long. RefSeq lists its product as uncharacterized. NCBI's taxonomy places the organism in Eukaryota, Metazoa, Arthropoda, Insecta, Lepidoptera, Tortricidae. The record is from RefSeq and is a predicted model, not a curated record. Bases 300 to 2486 code for a protein of 728 amino acids. The transcript is spliced from 9 exons.